Molecule: messenger RNA, 1083 nt
Organism: Drosophila obscura
Lineage: Eukaryota; Metazoa; Arthropoda; Insecta; Diptera; Drosophilidae
Gene: Gr47a
Product: putative gustatory receptor 22d
Exons: 2
Coding region: 1-1083 (360 amino acids)
Biological process (GO): sensory perception of taste
Cellular component (GO): membrane
Source: RefSeq, a predicted model, not a curated record
AUGCACCUCAACAAGUCGCGUUUCUACAGUUGGUUAAGCAAAUUUCUGGUCCUCAAUGGCCUGCACACCUUCUACUUCAGCUUCAAGCUGCAGAGAUUGGUGGACUCACGCAUGCUGCGGGCAUAUAAUCUGAUCCACCACUUUCUUUGUGUGAUGGCUGUGGUGCGAAUGCUCUACAUUUCGCACGAGAAUCCCCGGGUUUGUAUCUCCACCCUGACAAUGUGCGGCACUACCGCCUGCAACAUCGUAACAUGCUGGCAGGGGCGGCACCUCAGGAAGGUCUUCAAGCAACUGCUUCAUCUGGAUAAGAAAUACUUUAAGGGUCAGCCGAGUGGCUACCCGCUGAAUAUCCGAUACUACAUGAAGAUGCUGCUCGUCGUCAUCACUCUGACGCGGAUUCACAUCUUUUAUCCUAUCUACAUGAAGUCGGUGUUCUCCUCCCUGUUCGUGUUGAAUGUGGUCUCGUACUGGCUGCUCUAUAACAUGCUCCUGGCAGCCGUCCUGGAGUUCUACAGCGUGCUGUGGCAGAUGUGUCGCAACUAUAAGCUGAUCAACGACCAAAUGUCGCAGCUGCUGGCCAGGUCAAGGCAGAGGAACAGAGCGGUCAAGAUGAGGCGGUGGCUGCAUCUCUACUCGAAGAUGCUGCGGAUCACCCAGCAAGUGUGCCGCCAAUACGAGAACUGUGCUAUCUUUGUGCUGGCCUGCAAAAGCUGGUUCCAGAUUACCUUCGGCUAUGAGAUAUUCGUGAUGCUGGCCGCCCCAAAGUCCCUUGACUUGAGCCUUUCCAUGCGGAUCUUUGUCAUACUCAGCUAUCUCCUGGACGCCUUCAAUCUCUACUUUGGCACCGAUAUUGCGGAGCACUUUACCCAACUGCGAGAGGAUUCUUUGCGUAUUAUGCGGGAGACAACCCGAAUGGAUCGCUUGCUUUCCGUGUUCACGCUGGAGCUAUCGCUGCAUCCCAAGCGCAUUGAAUUUCUCAAUGUCUUUGCCUUUGACCGAAAGCUGACUCUGACCGUCAUGGCCAAGUCAAUGCUGUACACAAUCUGCUGGCUGCAGGCCGACUACAUGACUCUGAAGCGUUGA